AUCUAAAAGAACUACCGCAAACCCUUCGACGAGCUCUCCGUGCGCCUCUCUUCCCGUUCUGCGUUCCGAGAAAAAAUCGGGGCAAAGGCAGUUUGUUGUUGCACGGCUGUGUCCGCGCCGAUGUGCGCGUUUCUGCAUCUUCUCGCCUCGGGAUAUGCCGCCGACAUGACCAAGCCUCGAGACCGCCCGCGGCGAGCCACCGCCGAUCACGUACGAGCGAGCGCCGAGCGGACAAGCUAACGGCAGCGACUCGGGUCCGUCAGUCGUCGCCGCACGCACUCCAAAGUGCUGUCCGCCAUGGACUACAUUCGGGAAUUCGACAUCCGGCUGGAGAAAGAGAUGUACUACGCCGGAGAGACGCUUUCUGGCCACAUCAUCGUCAACACCGUCGAAAACUUCAAACUCAGAGCGAUCCGGGUGAUGCUUCGGGGCAAGGCGCACGCCGAGUGGAAGGUGCUGGUCAGCGGAGACAGGAGGACGGUCAAGGACGACCAGGUGUUCAUCGACGACCGCGCCAUCAUCUGGGGAAAAGACAAGGUGGACGGCAGCCUGCCCAUCCUCCCGAGGGGUCAGCACGCCUUUGGGUUCCGGUUCCAGCUUCCCGAGAGCUCGCUGCCGUGCUCGUUCGAAUCGCGGCCCUGCACCGUACGCUACUACGUCAAAGUCACCAUGGACAUACCGUAUGCGUCGCCUCCGCAGGGCAUGAAGUACUUCACCAUCAUCGGACCACACAUUGACUGCAUGGAGGAACAGUAUCUCAAACCGCUUGUGGGCCAGGACAAGCGCGCGGUGUGCUGCCUGUGCUGCCAGAGAGGGGUGGUGAGCCUGCGGAGCGCCCUGGAGCGCUCCGCCUACUGCUGCGGGGAAAGUCUCCGGCUCAAGGCCGACAUCGACAACCAGAGUGAAGAGGAGGUUCGGCUCAAACUCAAACUCGUUCAGCACGUGGAGUUCUUCAUCGACCGGGGUGUCCUCGGGGUGAACCGGGAGGUGUCGCACACGGUGCUCGAGUACCGGGGAGACCAGAUCCCACCCCACACACGGCACAAGUUCGACAGCUCCAACAGCCUCGUGGUGCCAGUGAUGCCCCCGACGCUGGUGGGCGUCUGUCGGCUGCUCCAGAUGUACUACGUCCUCAAGGUGUGGAUCGAGAUGGAGAAAUCGGGCGACGACCUCAUGAUGAACUUCCCCAUCACCAUUGCAACGUGUCCAUUCCGGAUCCCAAACUCCAAGCAGGAGCCCAACAUCGACUAUGCCGUCUGCUGCGACCACGUGGAAGGCGGCAUGUACAUCGGGCCAGAGUUCCAGCUGGGCCAAGUCUACGACGGGUCCAUGGGUGUCGAGGAGGGCGAGACGGUGGUCCUCUACCGCCCCGUCUACGUCUCCAUCCGGAAUCCCACCAGGGGUGCUUCCGGCUCCGCCAACCAGGCGGGCACCAGCAACGAACGGCACGACCGAGUGUAACUGCGCAGGCUCCACCAGAGCGCGCCUCGCGACCAGCCGAAGCGGCAACGAGGUCGUGCAUCGGGGCAAGUGUGCAUGUGUAUGCGCGUCAGGAACAAAGGUCCCGUCAUCCGCGACAGGACGGGAGCUGACUGAACGGACCCAUGCACUCCGGCGACCGCUUCAACUCCAGCUCAACUUUUGCCGGGACACGUGUUCUUCGGAGUGUGUGCUUGUUUGUAGCGACACGGGCAGCCGGGAGGCCUUCUUUGUUUUUGCUAAAAGAUGGCCUCGAAACCACGGUUUAAGGCAAGAUCACCACAGAGAGUUAUACGCUCUAGACGCUGCCAUCAAUGCAAAAGAUGGUAUGUCAUUACCACAAAAAUUCUUCUCCGCUUCGCAAGAAACCAGGAGCGGCCAAAACGAUUAACGUGCUCGAGGACUGCAACGAUGUGAUAGUUGUGCGGCGCGAAAGGCUGCCGGAGAUUCGAAGUUUGGGCCAUGUGCCAGGAUCAGAUGCCAGAUACCGAUCAACAUUUUAUUGGGCUUGUUGCACAUAGUGCGUGGCUUGGGGCAGUUCUGUCUUAAAUUUGUGGAGGGUUUGGUGCGCGAAAGUGCAGAUGGCACACUCCGGACAAGGAAUCUGCAUGAAUGCUGUCCAUAGCUUGCGCGGAAAAGAUGCAAGGGCCUGCACAAAAUAAAGCUUGGCCCCACUAGCGGACUCGUAGCAGAAGCUUCCCCUUAUCAAAGUAGCGAGCAGUUUUGGCUCCGAGCGCGGCAGACUUCAUCCCACAGAGCGUCAUCUCUCGGACUUUACCGGAGGCUUUGGGGCCCCGCUGAAAAUGUCAAGCCCCGCACCCAGCUCUCGAGCAAAGAUUCUUUAGCUAGCAUUUGUAACAAACUCAUCACUCUGGGUCACUGCUUCGUUCGAGCUCCGGCGACUAAUACAGGGUUUGGAGCGCGCCGCGGCUACGGAGAGCAUGCGGCAAGACGCCUCCUAGAAACAAAGCAUUUUGCGGGACGACCGCUUGAAAGAUACGGAGGGUCGACCGUCGCCACCGAGCCUCCGGCAAGGGUCGACAGACGACCCCAAUCUAUACGAGGCUGACGCGUGCCUACCGUCGACCCGCGUUCCGAGACGGUUUGUCGGACCGUACGUUGCAAGGGCAAGCACAUCACUCGUGGUAGCGGAUCACGCGACGGCGGCUCGCGUGCCGCGGUUGCGAGGUCUUCACAGUUCGUCCGUAGAGCGUUUGAGAUGACCCGACACCCCCUUCCUUUCGUGCGACAGUGAAGGCUCGUUUGCAGCCAAACGUGCACCCAUCUAUAGUUUUUUUGCAAAAAAGGUUACCUGUGUUUGUUGGCCGUCGUGUUGUUGGGUGUUUCUCAGGUGCUUGUUGCCGAGAGCCUCUGUGCGCUGCUGUUGUUCUUGAGUUUCCCUAGCCCUCUUGUUUAGGUUGACUGUUGCGCGCGCUUUCAGUUAGACUCGUGCGUGCCGCAAAACUUGAGGGACCGGCGUGCCUGGCGUCUUCCGGCGGAUGCAGGCGCGCUGGCCGUCCGCUGUACAAAGUAGCGUGUCCCAAGUUUGCACAUUUCGGGGUGUCGUCCGUGCAAGGGGCCGCGCCAGAACAAGCGGCGCUUAGCUUCUCGGCGAUGCACGACAUGGGAGCGUAGUAGCCCGUUUUCUGUUUAUGGCCCGGAGCAUCCUCCGGGAGAAAACGCAGCAACAAAAAAAAAGACGAUUUUGAUGUUGGCAAACGUAGUUUGAUGGUAUUUUACUGUACGAAUUAUAACGUGUCGGCUGUUAAAUGGAAUAAAUCUUACAACACAGA
Ixodes scapularis (black-legged tick) is the source of this 3272-nucleotide messenger RNA. RefSeq names its product arrestin domain-containing protein 3. Gene Ontology annotation, biological process: protein transport. Bases 298 to 1461 code for a protein of 387 amino acids. Gene Ontology annotation, cellular component: cytoplasm. The transcript is spliced from 8 exons. The record is from RefSeq and is a predicted model, not a curated record. NCBI's taxonomy places the organism in Eukaryota, Metazoa, Arthropoda, Arachnida, Ixodida, Ixodidae.